AUGCCCGUUGUUCUCCACUCCGCCAAACACCUUGAUGCACUCGUUCGUGUUCAAGUCCCACAUCCGCACUGUGGCAUCGUCAGACGAACUGAACAACGUGUUGCUCUUUGGAUGGAUCUUUACACACGUAACCCAGUCAGUAUGGCCCCGCAAUGUGUAGCAUGUCCGUGUCUCCACGUGCCAGACCUUGACCGUGUUGUCGGCCGAGCCAGAAACAAUCAGCUUCUCGUGGAAAUCCACACUCACAACGCCUUCUUCGUGGCCCGUGUAAGUGGAAAUACACUGACCGGUACGGUAGUUCCAAACCUUGAUCGUAGAGUCCAGUCCACCAGUGAUCAGCUUCUGGUCGUCAAAUGCCAAAGUACGCACACCUCUGGUGUGUCCGGUCAGCGUGCGGAUCAGCUUGCCGGUCUCGACGUUCCAGAUCUUGAUGGUCUUGUCGUAAGAACCAGUCAUUAG
This is a messenger RNA of Ogataea philodendri, 459 nucleotides long. RefSeq lists its product as uncharacterized. The transcript has a single exon. Lineage: Eukaryota; Fungi; Ascomycota; Pichiomycetes; Pichiales; Pichiaceae. The record is from RefSeq and is a predicted model, not a curated record. Bases 1 to 459 code for a protein of 152 amino acids.